Molecule: messenger RNA, 1833 nt
Organism: Fusarium venenatum
Lineage: Eukaryota; Fungi; Ascomycota; Sordariomycetes; Hypocreales; Nectriaceae
Source: RefSeq, a predicted model, not a curated record
AUGCGUUCUAUGAAGCUGCCAUAUCUACCACAAGAUUUCAUUGAGGUUAUUAAAAUCUUCACAGGGCGCGGUAUCUCGACUCUUUCGCUCUCUAUCCUCUCCAGUAUGCCUGCAAUGGCCGCUAGUCUUGACCCAUCUUCUCGCACUGAUAGUAGUGCGGCUUUGGCAAAUCUUCCUCUUCAUAUUGGCCCCUCGUCAGCUCCUGUGCAAUUGGUGCCAAGAGCAAGUAACUUGCCAUCCACCCGACAACACUGCCGCACUAGCAAGCCCAAGGUUCGCAGUGGUUGCCUAACUUGCAAGAAACGGCGCGUCAAGUGUGACGAGGGUAAGCCUAUCUGCGAUCGUUGUGCCCAUGGCGACUUUGUCUGCGACGGUUACGAAACAGCCCUAUCGGUCGCUGGAUACUCUACUGUUCUAUGGACACCCGUCCAAACCUCACGCGGAAGCCACCCACCACUCGCUCCACCAGUCAUCCCAGGCCUCACCAGCCAGAGCGUUCCAUAUCUGGAUGCAUUCCGUUACCAGAUUGCUCCAGAACUUUCCGGAAGCUUCUACAUGGACUUUUGCCAGGGGUCAAUUCUCGUUGGCGCGCACCAAGAUGGCUCAAUUCGUCAAUUAGUCUUGGCCCUUGGCGCUUUGACUUUGGCCAUUGCGGAUGACGCUCGUGGAACGAAGCAGCACAUCGUCCAUGCAAGACCCUUGUCGCUCAGACCUUGGGGUUUCACGACCAUCAAGAAUAGUAACCACGCUGCUUCACUUAAGCAUUAUAUGAAGGGCGUUUCAAGCCUGCGGGAUCGUCUCCGGGUAGACCCAGCACGCGUUCCUUCAGUGGAUACCAUGUUGAGGACCGUUAAAAAUCUUUUGCGUGAGAAUCAUACCAGCCCUACGCAGGCUAAGCUUGAUGCUGGCUCUGUUGAGGAGCUUGUCUCAAUUCAGCAUACUUUUACGUGUUUCUGUUUAAUGAGUCAAUAUUCGCGAAAAUUUACAUCUCCGUGGCCCACGUUCAUGUCUAUGAAGACCGCCGCGGCUAUAGAGCCCCCAACCUUGGGCGUGGAUUUGCCCACGACGAUCCUUGCACGAUGGAGAUUCUUCAACAGCGCCGCCAUGGCCUACAUAGGUCAAGCUCAUGGCGUUGCUUUGUCAAAAAACCCAGUUCUCGCUGCAUCUUUCGAGCAUCAAGGCCAGAUUCUACGCAGCCAAGCUGAGUUGUGGAAACAGGCCAUCAAAGCCUAUCUGGAAGACGACCUAGUCAGUGAGCAUGCGCAUCGUCUGCAUCUCCUAAAGAUACACUGUGACUUAAUACAAAUCCAACUUGCCUGUUGCCUCGACUUGAGCGAUCUAUUCUAUGACAGUUUUGGGUCUAGGUUCAUAGGUAUAUUGGACGAUUGUGUCGAGUGGCUGAAAAAAGAAGUCCAGCGUGGGCUGCCUCGUCAUAUCAUCCUGGGUGAGGGAAUAACGUUGCCUCUUCUAGCAGUCGCUCGCCUUUGCAGGAUUCAUGAUGUUCGGAUGGAUGCGCUAUAUAUUGUGCAAAGGAUCAAAUGGCAGGAAGGCGCCUGGGAUCCGCAGUUCCUCGCUCAGGGUGAACUGGGAACCGUGGUGAUGGAGGAACGAGAAAAGGAAGAGGGUGGUAGGUGGGUUUGGAUUAGUGAUGCAGAAAGGGCAAGCGAAAGUGACCCUCCGCAAGGUUUGUAUCUACGUCGGGCACUGAGCGAGAAUGGACUACCCAUUGCUCGCAUUGUUACCUAUGAAAGCACAUGGUGGCAAAAGGCAUGCAGGAUUGCUGACUGUAGAAAAGAUCAUAGCUACUUGGCACAAACUAUAUUUAAUAUCUAA